UCGAUUGCGUGUCAGCGCUGAAAACCGGCGUCGAUUUAAAGAAGUUCUACAUCUGUCUCAUGCCCAAAGCUCUUAGCCAAGUAAAAAUGGAAUUUUAUUUGGAGCACCUUGUAACCUGCAAAAAGUACCCUCUUCGUUCCGGCAGAAAGGUAUUGGGCCGCCACUCCAAGUGCGAUUUGGUAUUGAAGUAUGAAUACAUGUCACGAAUUCACGCCGAGGUCCGAGUGGAACUUGGCAAGGUUCUCAUAAAGGAGUUGAGGGCCCUAAAUGGAAUUUUUAUAAAUACUGGGCAUCAGCGUAUUGGUCCGGACAUCGUAGAAAUUUUCCCUGGCGACGUAGUUUCCUUCGGUAUAAAAUUACCGAACGACGUUGAAUUUUCGUUCCCGCAAACGUUCGGUGUUUUUCUCCUAAGAGCUGUAGAUUCCAUUGCUUUAACAAAUGGCUCUACAUCUGACAUAUAAAGACAACAAAAAACGAAGAACCGGGACACCACAUUAAAAAAAUUUGUCAAGAAUACAAUCCGCUGUGCGAUAUAAAUUGAUAAAACCAUGGCACUGGAGCGAGUAAUUCAAGCAUAUAUAUUUAUAUAUGUAUAUAAUACUAUAUAUAUAUAUAUUUAUAUUUUACAAUUGACCACUAUUAUCCACCAGCUUUUAAAGCUGGUCUUAAAAUAUUGUGAACAAAAAACUAAAAUGUUUGUAAAAGAAUUAUAUCAAAGUAUAUAUAUCUACAUACAUUGUUUCUUAAAAUAUGAUAAUUUUUGGCCUCUUUAAACAAUUGUGUCAUCUUUAUUUUAAUAUUAAAAAUAGAGAAUGAGUGCCUUUA
Messenger RNA from Drosophila ficusphila, 825 nucleotides. RefSeq lists its product as uncharacterized. The coding region runs from base 60 to 461 and encodes 133 amino acids. Gene Ontology annotation, molecular function: protein binding. The transcript is spliced from 2 exons. Lineage: Eukaryota; Metazoa; Arthropoda; Insecta; Diptera; Drosophilidae. The record is from RefSeq and is a predicted model, not a curated record.